Messenger RNA from Coregonus sp. 'balchen', 39757 nucleotides. Lineage: Eukaryota; Metazoa; Chordata; Actinopteri; Salmoniformes; Salmonidae. The record is from the annotation of a GenBank genome assembly.
AUGUAUCGGCAGGUCAGGUGGUCUGGGGGAAAAAAACUCCUGGCCCUAGUUAUGGCAAGACAGGGCAGGGAUGGCUGGGGGGUUAGUCUGGGUGGGUACCUACUUCUCCCUGCCCUGUCUGUACCCUGACUGUCCUGUCCUAGCUUCUCCCUCCCUGCCCAGGCUGUGUCCGCCCAGCAGGCCUCACUUCCUUAUUAUGUCAACUCUGCUGCUGCCCUGUGGCCUCCCUGCAUUGUUGGAGUGUGUGUGUGGGGGGGGGGGUCUGUUAUUUGUGGUGGUUUGCCUUCUCUUAUGUGGCAUAGAUGAGCCCAGAAACAGGGUUUCCUAACCUAGUGGGAACUUCCCCUGACUUCACAUAACCCCUCAGGGAGUUGCUUUGGGUUCCCCUAUCCUAGUGUAGGUCCUGUUGAAGUCCUGUGUUUAUUAUGCAUAGAGGUAGGCAGACACAUGCUCUCCCUCACUCUCUUAUAAGCUCUCAUAAAAUGACAUUGUAGGUUAUAGGUGGACAUACGCUUGUGUGUCCUGUAAAUCAGGUGUGUGUCAGUCAUUCAUUGUCAGAUAUUCAGUCAUAUCCUGAGAGUUGAGGUGGGUGUGUCCUGCCCAUACAGGCAGGAGUGUGCUGUCAGAUACCAAUGACAGAACAACAGACUGACUGUGUCAACACUGUCCAUUGUGCUCCAGCCACUACCUCAUACCUUUAGGGUUGCUCAUCAGCAUGUGGCAUUGUGUUCGCAAGUGUGUGUAUGUGUGUGUGAGGCUCAAAUCAUUUAUCGUAUAAUACAGCGACUUCUGUAGGACAUCGAUACAGUGUCUAGCAAACAUGAAACAACACAUUGAUUCACAAGCUAAUCAUUCAAUUAAUAGGGAACUGUUAUCAACCUUGGCGUGCAAGAGCAACUCCCAACAUUGACCACAAGUUUUUACAGCAAUUCUGUACAUAAUGUUUCUGCCACCGUCUGUUAUGACCAUAAAGAGCUUCUGGAUAUCAGGACAGCGAUUACUCACAGACGCGAAGGAUAUCCUACAGACACCCGACAAGGCCCAAAUCCCUGUCAUUCGCAUGAGAAAGAGACGGAGAUAUCGUGGACGUAGGUUGGGGUGCCUUGUAAGGAUCCAACGGCGAGCAAGUAAACUGCCUCUUCCAUCAAUCCUAUUAGCCAAUGUUCAAUCAUUUGAAAAUAAGGUAGACGACCUAAGAUUACGGUUAUCCUACCAACAGGACAUUAAAAACUGUAAUAUCUUAUGUUUCACCGAGUCGUGGCUGAACGACGACAUUAAUAACAUACAGCUGGCGGGAUAUACGCUACAUCGUCAGGAUAAAACGGCUGACUCCGGUAAGACAAGGGGUGGCGAUCUGUGUAUAUUUGUAAACAACAGCUGGUGCAAAAAAUCUAAUACUAAGGAAGUCUCAAGGUUUUACUCGCCUGAGGUAGAGUAUCUCAUGAUAAGCUGUAGACCACACUAUUUACCAAGAGUUUUCUUCUAUAUUUUUCGUAGCUGUCUAUAUACCACCACAAACCAAUGCUGGCACUAAGACUGCACUCAAUGAGCUGUAUAAGGCCAUAAGUAAACAGGAAAACGCUCAUCCAGAGGCAGCGCUCCUAGUGGCCGGGGACUUUAAUGCAGGGAAACUUAAAUCCGUUCUACCUAAUUUCUACCAGCAUGUUAAAUGUGCAACCACAGGAAAAAAAACUCUAGACCACCUUUACUCCACACACAGAGACGCAUACAAAGCUCUCCCUCACCCUCCAUUUGGCAAAUUUGACCAUAACUAUCCUCCUGAUUCCUGCUUAUAAGCAAAAACUAAAGCAGGAAGCACCAGUGACUCGGUUAAUAAAAAAGUGUUCAGAUGACGCAGAUGCUAAGCUACAGGACUGUUUUGCUAGCACAGACUGGAAUAUGUUCUGGGAUUCUUCAGAUAGCAUUGAGGAGUACGCCACAUCAAUCACUGGCUUCAUCAAUAAGUGCAUCGAUGACGUCGUCCCCACAGUGACCAUACCCCAACCAGAAGCCAUGGAUUACAGGCAACAUCCGCACUGAGCUAAAGGCUAGAGCUGCCGCUUUCAAGGAGCGGGACUCUAACCCGGAAGCUUAUAAGAAAUCCCGCUAUGCCCUCCGACGAACCAUCAAACAGGCAAAGAGUCAAUACAGGACUAAGAUUGAAUUGUACUACAUCGGCUCUGACGCUCGUCGGAUGUGGCAGGCCUUGAAAACUAUUACAGACUACAAAGGGAAGCACAGCCGCAAGCUGCCCAGUGACACAAGCCUACCAGACGAGCUAAAUCACUUCUAUGCUCGCUUCGAGGCAAGCAACACUGAUGACUGUGAUCACGCUCUCCAUAGCCGAUGUGAGUAAUACUUUUAAGCAGGUCAACAUUCACAAGGCCGCAGGGCCAGACGGAUUACCAGGACGUCUACUCCGAGCAUGUGCUGACCAACUGGCAAGUGUCUUCACUGACAUUUUCAACAUGUCCCUGACUGAGUCUGUAAUACCAACAUGUUUCAAGCAGACCACCAUAGUCCCUGUGCAGAAGGACACUAAGAUAACCUGCCUAAAUGACUACCGACCCGUAGCACUCACGUCUGUAGCCAUGAAGUGCUUUGAAAGGCUGGUCAUGCCUCACAUCAACACCAUUAUCCCAGAAACCCUAGACCCACUCCAAAUUGCAUACCGCCCCAACAGAUCCACAGAUUAUGCAAUCUCUAUUGCACUCCACACUGCCCUUUCCCACCUAGACAAGAGGAACACCUACGUGAGAAUGCUAUUCAUUGACUACAGCUCAGCGUUCAACACCAUAGUGCCCUCAAAGCUCAUCACUAAACUAAGGAUCCUGGGACUAAACACCUCCCUCUGCAACUGGAUCCUGGAAUUCCUGACAGGCUGCCCCCAGGUGGUAAGGGUAAGUAACAACACAUCUGCCAUGCUGAUCCUCAACACGGGGGCCCCUCAGGGGUGCGUGCUCAGUCCCCUCCUGUACUCCCUGUUCACCCAUGACUGGAUGGCCAGGCACGACUCCAAAACCUUCAUUAAGUUUGCAGACGACACAACAGUGGUGAAACAGCCUAUAGGGAGGAGGUCAGAGACCUGGCCGUGUGGUGCCAGGAUAACAACCUCUCCCUCAACGUGAUCAAGACAAAGGAGAUGAUUGUGGACUACAGGGAAAAAAAGAGGACUGAGCACGCCCCCAUUCUCAUCGACAGGGCUGUAGUGGAACAGGUUGAGAGCUUCAAGUUCCUUGGUGUCCACAUCACCAACGAACUAUCAUGGUCCAAACACACCAAGACAGUCGUGAAGAGGGCACGACAAAGCCUAUUCCCCCUCAGGAGACUGAAAACAUUUGGCAUGGGUCCUCAGAUCCUCAAAAAGUUAUACAGCUGCACCAUCGAGAGCAUCCUGACUUGUUGCAUCACCGCCUGGUAUGGCAACUGCUCGGCCUCUGACCGCAAGGCACUACAGAGGGUAGUGCGUACGGCCCAGUACAUCACUGGGGCCAAGCUUCCUGCUAUCCAGGACCUCUAUACCAGGCGGUGUCAGAGGAAGGCCCUCAAAAUUGUAAAAGACUCCAGCCACCCUAGUCAUAGACUGUUCUCUCUGCUACCGCACGGCAAGCGGUACCGGAGCGCCAAGUCUAGGUCCAAAAGGCUUCUCAACAGCUUCUACCCCCAAGCCAUAAGACUCCUGAACAGCUAAUCAUGGCUACCCGGACAAUUUGCACUGCCCCCCCACCCCCACCCCGUCCCCCUUUUUUACUCUGCUGCUACUCUGUUUAUUAUUUAUGCAUAGUCACUUUAACUCUACCCACAUGUACAUAUUACCGCAAUUACCUCAACUAGCCGGUGCCCCAGCACAUUGACUCUGCACCGGUACCCCCCUGUAUAUAGCCUCCCUACUGUUAUAUUAUUUUACUGCUGCUCUUUAGUUAUUUGCUUUAAUUUUUUUUGCUUAACACUUUUUUUUAUUUGUUUUACUUUGCAUUGUUGGUUAAGGGCUUGUAAGUAAGUAUUUCACUGUAAUGUCUACACCUGUUUUAUUCGGCGCAUGUGGCAAAUACAAUUUGAUUUGAUUUUAAGUUAAAUAGUAGAUCAGAAACAAAACAUUACUUAGGGCCUAGGAGAGGAUUAUCCUACCCAGCAAACCGGAACAUUCCCAGAACAUUAGCUAAGAUUUCCAUGAAGUUGUAGUUAGGGUUUUAUCUAAUGUUAGGAUGAUAGCAAAAUCAUUUUUUCCCCCAUAGCAAAAUCAUUUUUUCCCCCAUGUCUUAAAUUAAAUAUCCUUAGAAUGGUCUCCUAACAUUCACUAAAAUGUUGUGCACAACAUCUGUAACAACGACUACAGAACAUUCCCAAAAGUUCUCAUUAGGUUUCCAGGUAAUGUAAUAACACAAUGUACCAGUAAUGUUUUUCCAGCAAACCAAAAUUGGUUCUGUGAAAGUUCCCAGAACAUUUGUUAGGUUGUGUCAAAUGUUCUCAUAACACAGAUACUUUCUAGUCGUGCUGAUGAUUAUACAAUGUUUGUAUAAAAUAUUUGCCUCAUGUUGCAAGAAAAUAGGUACAAAUUUGCAUGCUGAGAAUGUGUGAUGAGUGUGAUGAAAGGAGUCAGGCGCAGGAGCCUCGGUCUGGCUCUGGUGCCACAGUGCCAGAACCGGUUGGUAACCUAAAACACAUUGGAAUGGUGUUAGGUUAGUAGAGGAGUGGCGCAGAGAGUUCUGGGCAUAUUCUGCCUAUGACAAGAACACCGACCACUCCCCCGGCCAGUCCUGGCAGUAGGACCGCAGGAACCUACCCAUAUCCUGAUUUACCCGUUCCACCUGCCCAUUUGACUCGGGGUGGAACCCAGAGGUCAGGCUGACCGAGACCCCCAGAUGUUCCAUGAACACCUUCCAAACCUUGGACGUGAACUGGGAACCUCGGUCGGACACUAUAUCCUCUGGCACCCCGUAGUGCUGGAAGACGUGAGUAAACAGGGCCUCCGCAGUCUGCAGGGCCGUGGGGAGACCGGGCAGAGGAAGGAGGCGGCAGGACUUGGAGAAGCGGUCCACAACGACCAGGAUGGUGGUGUUACCAUGGGAGAGGGGAAGAUCAGUUAAAAAAUCUAUACUAAGGUGAGACCAUGGGAGUUGUGGAACUGAUAAAGGUUGUAGCUUACCCGCUGGGAGGUGCCUAGGUGCCUUACUCUGGGAGCACACCGAGCAGGAGGAGACGUACACCCUCACGUCCUUAGCCAAGGUAGGCCACCAGUACUUUCCGAUCAAGCAGCGCACUGUACGACCGAUACCUGGGUGACCAGAGGAGGGUGACAUGUGUGCCCAGAAGAUCAGACGAUCACGGAUAAGAGCAGGCAUAUACCGCAGCCCAGCUGGACACUGCGGUGGAGAUGGAUCUGUGCGUAAUGCCUGCUCUAUAUCCGCGUCCAUCGCCCAUACUACCGGCGCCACAAUGCAGGAGGCUGGGAGUAUGGGGGUGUUGUCUCUGGGCCUCUCCUCUGUGUCAUACAGCCGGGACAGUGCGUCUGCCUUCACGUUUUUCAUACCCAGAAUGUAUGACAGUGUAAAAUCAAACCGGGUGAAGAAUAGGGCCCACCUGGCCUGGCGAGGAUUCAGCCUCCUCGCUGCCCGGAUGUACUCCAGGUUAUGGUGGUACGUCCAGACGAAGAAAGGGUGUUUCGCCCCUUCGAGCCAAUGCCUCCACACGGUCAAAGCUCGGACAACAGCCAACAGUUCCCGAUCACCAACGUCGUAGUUCUGCUCCGCCGGGCUGAGCUUCUUAGAGAAGAAGGCACAGGGGUGGAGCUUGGGUGGUGUGACCGAGCGUUGGGACAGGACAGCGCCUAUCCCUACCUCGGAUGCAUCCACCUCCACUACGAACGGUAGUGAUGGAUCGGGGUGGGCCAGUACCGGAGCUGAGGUGAACAGACCCCGCAGUCUCCUGAAGGCCAGUUCAGCCUCAGCCGACCAGCGGAGCCGGGACGGCCCACCCUUCAACAGGGAUGUAAUGGGAGCUGCAACCUUGCCAAAGCCCCAGAUAAACCUCCGGAAGGAAGCGCUGCACCUCCUUAACCGUGGUUGGAGUCGGCCAAUUACUCAGGGCUGAAAUGCGAUCUCCCUCCAUCUCCACACCUGAGGUGGUAAUGCGGUAUCCGAGGAAGGAGACGGACUGCUGGAAAAACAUACACUUCUCUGCCUUGGCAUGAAGGUCAUUUUCCAACAGUCGGGCCAGCACUUUGCGAACCAGGGACACAUGCUCGGCGCGAGUAGCGGAAUAUACCAGGAUGUCAUCGAUGUAGACCACCACACCGCGACCAAGCAUAUCCCGAAACACCUCGUUCACAAAGGACUGGAAGACGGAUGGAGCAUUCAUCAAACCGUAGGGCAUCACCAGGUAUUCAUAAUGCACCGUGGUUGUGCUGAAUGCAGUCUUCCACUCAUCCCCCUCCCGAACACGCACCAGGUUGUAUGCACUCCUGAGAUCUAGCUUAGUAAAGAAGCGCGCCCCAUGCAUUGACUCAAUCACUGAAGGAAUGAGGGGGAGAGGAUAACUAAAUUUAAUCGUCUCCUUGCACGAUCGAAGACCGCCCGAAAGAGGCGAGCGAACUCCCCGUGGUCCUCCAACGCGGCACCUCCUUUGUUCCACACCGUGUUGGCCCACUCCAGGGCUUUCCCACAGAGACAGGAAACAAGGAUGGACACCUUCUCACGCUCCGAUGGCGCCGGCCUGAUGCUGGAGAAGUACAGCUCCAUUUGAAGGAGGAAUCCCUGGCACAGCGCCGCCGUCCCAUCAAACCCCCGUGGUCGGGAUAUCUGGAUCCCUCCGGGUGCUGGGGUGUAGGUGGCUGGAUCCGGUUGGCCAGCUGGUCUAGACAGAUUGGGUCCUCUCCUCUCCAGGCAUUGGACGACCUGAAGAACCCGAUCCAUCGCUUCCCCCAAGCUGGCCAGGAUCGUGGAAUGCUCUUGGACCUGUGCCACGACUCCAGGCAUGCGCUCUUCUCCCGCUGACUCCAUAGCAGGUGGGUGAUUCUGUGAUGAGUGUGAUGAAAGGAGUCAGGCGCAGGAGGGUAAUCACCGAAUGCAGAGUUUAUUCCUUCGUUGACACACAAAUGCGCUGACGUCAUAAAAACUGACUUAUUUGGAAAUUGUGGAACAUUUUGCAACGAUGUGGGAAUGUUCUGUGCAACCUAUGUGAAUAUCACAAUAAUAUUCUUACAACAUCCCAGACAACUCCCAUACUUAAUUAAAUGUUCUGGGAACCUUUAAAGAACUUAGACCUGGUGUUCUGUCAACAAAUUCUUACAACAUCAAAGGACUGUUUUGUGCACCUUAAUACAAACAUUAUCUGAAUGUCAACACAACUGGACAGUUUUAGUGUUUUGGGAACCUAUCACUUAUCAUAUCCCCACAAUGUUCCCACAGCCUAAAGAAACAUUAUGUGUACUUUUAAAGAACAAACAACAUGUGUUCUGUGAACAUUCUUGUAACAUCAGGUGAAUGUUUUUUUUGCACCCUAAAAUAAAUAUUGUAGAAUCAUCCGCACAACUGGACAGUUUUUGGGUUUUGGGAACAUAUCUUUUGUGAUGUUCCCAUAAUGUUCCCACAAGACUGUUCCCACAACCUAAUGAAAUAUUAUGGGAACCUUUUAAAGAACUUUGUAAUGUGUUCUAGGAACGUUCUUGCAACAUCAGGCAAAUGUUUUAGACAACCAUUCUAUAAUCAUCAGCACGACUGGAAAGUUUUGGUGUUAUGACAACAUUUGCCUCGACCUAACAAAUGUUCUGGGAACUUUCACAGAACCAAUUUUGGUUUGCUGGGCAGCCUAUACCCUCAGCAGAGAGAGAGACAGAGAGAGAGAGAGAGAGAGAGAGAGAUUGAGAGAGUGGAGACACAGUCACAGACACAGUCACAAGCACGUACACACACACAGACACACACAGUACACACACACACACACACACACACACACAAAUCCUGCUGGAGUGAAAUCCGGUUAUUCCUCAUAGCAGCCAGUCUUUGCAUUGCUGACAUACUUAGUGUGGCACGGAGGGGGCCGUACGCUCAGUGUAGAGACUUGUUGUUUUCCACACAAAGGCUGUGUGUGUCCCAAAUGGCACACUAUUCCCUUUUGACCAAAGCCCUAUGGGGCCUACACUAGGGUGGCAUUUGGGACACUGCCAAAGUACAGUAAGGAAUGAAGGAUUAACCCUUUCCUUCCCUGCCACCGGACAGAGUUCUGGGCUACCCCAGAAGAGAGGGAAAGAGACAAACAAAAGAGGGCAGAGAGAGAGAGAGAUGGAAAAGGAGUGAAAGAGAGCAGGACUGAGAGAGGAAGAGAGAAAGAGAGUAGUGUUGUGAUUGAUUCAGAUGGAUUGCUUCCUCUGCUCUCCCACUGUGCCUUUCUCUUUCCUCAAAACAACCCACUGUUAGAGCACUGCUUUUGAUUUAAGACAUGGGUGUAGGCCUGCUUCGUGUGCAAUAUACAGUGCCUUCAGAAAGUAUUCACACCCCUUGACUUUUUCCAAAUAUUGUUGCUUUAACAGCCUGAAUUUAAAAUUGAUUAAAUUGAAAUGUUGUGUCGCUGGCCGACACACAAUACCCCAUAAUGUCAAAGUGGAAUUAUGUUUGAAUUUUCUUUUUUAAACUAAUUAAUUAAGAAUGAAAAGCUGAAAUGACUUGAGUCAGUAAAUAUUCAACCCCUUCGUUAUGGCAAGCCUAAAUAAGUUCAGGAGUAAAACAUUGCUUAACAAGUCACAUAAUAACAUGGACUCUGUGUGCAAUAAUAGUGUUUAACGUGAUUUUUGAACGACUACCUCAUCUCUGUAUGUCACGGAUACGGCCGAGGCUGCCCCUCCUCGUUCGGGCAGGCUUCGGCGGUCGUCGUCACCGGAGUACUAGCUGCCACCGAUCGAUGUUUCUGUGUCUCACUAGUUCUGUCUUUAUUUCUCACACCUGUUACUCAUUAGGCUUAUUAGUUUACCUAUAUUACCUCUGUUUUCCCUCCUGGGUGUGUGCGUGAUUGUUCUUUGUUACGUCGUCUGUUGAGCUGUUGUUUUGCUCUUCCCUGCGUGGAGGGUUUGCUAUGGUUUACUUUGAGUCUAGGAAAGCCAUUUAUCUCUCAGUUCUGUGUCCUGCGCCUGAUUCCGUUUCCCCACUUCACCCAGACGCUGACAGAAUCACGCACCCUUUAUGGAGUCAGCAGGCACACCCGAUCCCAGCGCUUCGGUGGAGGAACGCAUCCACCAGCACGCGACCAUGCUGCAGAGACUAGGUUCAGCUCUGGAUCAAGUGAUCAACACCAUGGGUCGAUGGGAGAGAGUUGGGUUUUCUACACCUCCUCCUUCGCCGAUUUCUCCUCCAUCAAGACCCUCAAACCCUGGGUCCAGUGGUAUUCGGCUCUCGCUCCCGAGGGAAUACGAUGGGACAGCUGCUGGGUGUAAGGGUUUCCUGCUCCAGGUGGAGCUUUACCUGGCCACCAUCCACCCGGCUCCCUCGGGAUACGAGAGCGUGUCCGCCCUCAUCUCCUGUCUGUAGGGCAGAGCCCUGGAAUGGGCCAACGCGGAGUGGGGUGGAAUAGACGCUGAGUCCGUUCGUUAUGAGGAUUUUACCCGCCGUUUCCGGGCUGUAUUCGAUCAUCCGCCUGAGGGGAGAGCGGCGGGGGAGCGUCUGUUUCACCUCAGCCAGGGAGGGAGGAGCGCACAGGAAUUCGCCCUGGAUUUCAGGACACUGGCAGCCAGCGCGGGAUGGAACGAGAGGGCCCUGAUUGAUCACUACCGAUGCAGUCUACGGGAGGACGUUCAUCGGGAGCUGGCCUGCAGGGACACUAAUCUUAACCUGGACCAGCUGGUAGAUUUAUCGAUCCGGCUGGAUAACCUGUUGGCUACCCGCGGACGUCCAGAUCAGGGUCCGUCCAGUCCAUCCCCCAGCCCUUCCGAGUCCACACCUAUGGAGCUUGGAAGUGCUGAUGCGGAGAGAACGAGCAAGGGGGUGGUCUCCUGCACCAACUGUGGCCGCAGAGGACACACUGCGGGCCGGUGCAGGAGAAGACCCUCAUGGAAUCGAGGCAGCAGGCAGGGUUCUGGGGGACCAUCCCAGGUGAGUAGGCACCCAACACACCCAGAGCUCCCUGUUGCUCACAUGAUGAUAAAUGUAAUUUUUUUCCCAGCAUAGGGCGCUCGUAGAUUCCGGCGCAGCUGGGAAUUUCAUGGAUAGACUGGUUGCGCAUAGAUUAGGGAUUCCUAUAUUGCCUUUAGAUGUGCCCUUCCCCAUACGUGCCCUAGAUAGUCGCCCAUUAGGGUCAGGUAUGGUUAGGGAGGUCACAGUUCCACUUCGGAUGGAGACACAGGGGGCGUCAUGAGGAGCGAAUUAGUCUCUUCCUUAUUGAUACUCCCGUGGUGCUGGGCCUUCCCUGGCUAGCCACCCAUGACCCCAGUAUUUCGUGGCAACAGAGGGCUCUUAAGGGAUGGUCACCUCAGUGCUCGGGAAGGUGUGUAGGUGUUUCCGUAGGGGCAACCACGGUGGAGAGUCCAAACCAUGUCUCUCCAAUGCACAUUCCCUCAGAAUAUGCCGAUUUGGCUCUCGCCUUCUAUAAAAAGAAGGCAACUCAAUUUCCACCCCAUCGACGAGGGGAUUGUGCGAUAGAUCUCUGUGAGGGCGCUGCACUUCCCAGGAGUCACGUGUAUCCUCUGUCACAGGAGGAGACGGUGGCUAUGGAGACAUAUGUCACCGAAUCACUGGGACAGGGAUACAUUCGGCCCUCCACUUCCCCUGCCUCCUCAAGUUUCUUUUUUGUGAAGAAAAAGGAUGGAGGUUUACGCCCGUGCAUUGACUAUCGAGGUCUCAAUCAGAUAACCGUAAAAUACAGCUAACCUCUUCCUCUCAUUGCUAGUAUGACGGAGUCAUUGCACGGGGGGCGCUUCUUCACAAAAUUGGACCUCAGGAGCGCGUACAAUCUGAUCCGUAUCCGGGAGGGGGACAAGUGGAAGACGGCAUUUAGUACCACCUCUGGUCACUGUGAGUAACUCAUCAUGCCGUACGGGUUGAUGAAUGCUCCCUCAGUCUUUCAAUCCUUUGUCGAUGAGAUUUUCAGGGACCUGCACGGACAGGGUGUAGUGGUGUAUAUAGAUGAUAUUCUAAUAUACUCCGCUACACGCGACGAGCAUGUGUCCCUGGUGCGCAAGGUGCUUGGUAGACUGUUGGAGCAUGACCUGUACGUUAAGGCUGAGAAAUGUCUGUUCUUCAAACAGUCCGUCUCCUUCUUAGGAUACCGCUUGUCAGAGUCAGGGGUCGAGAUGGAGUGUGACCGCAUUCCAGCCGUGCGUAAUUGGCCGACUCCUACCACGGUAAAGGAGGUGCAGCGAUUUUUGGGUUUUGCCAACUACUACCGGAGAUUUAUCCGGGGCUUUGGCCAGGUAGCAGCUCCCAUAACCUCUUUGCUAAAGGGCGGAUCGGUGCGCCUGCAGUGGUCAGCUGAGGCAAACAGGGCUUUUGGUCAGCUGAAGGCGCUGUUCACCACGGCUCCCGUGCUGGCUCAUCCGGAUCCUUCCUUGCAAUUCAUAGUCGGGGUGGACGCGUCCGAGGCGGGGAUAGGAGCUGUACUGUCUCAGCGAAUGAACUGAAUCCUCGUCAGGCAAGGUGGGCCAUGUUUUUCACGCGUUUUGUGUUCACCCUAUCAUAUAGACCAGGUUCCCAGAAUGCUAAGGCAGAUGCUCUGUCCCGGCUACAUGACUCAGAGGAUCGGACCAGGGAGCCUACUCCCAUACUUCCGGCUUCUUGUCUGGUGGCACCGGUGGUAUGGGAGGUUGAUGCGGACAUCGAGCGGGCAUUACGCAUGGAGCCCACUCCCCCCCAGUGUCCAGUGGGUCGUGCGUACGUUCCGUCCGAGGUUCGCGAUCGUUUGAUUUAUUGGGCUCACACGUCAUCCUCUUCUGGCCAUCCUGGCAUUGGUCGGACAGUGCGCUGUCUUAGUGGGAAGUAUUGGUGGCCUACCUUAGCUCAGGACGUGAGGGUUUAUGUUUCUUCCUGUUCGGUGUGUGCCCAGUGCAAGGCACCUAGACACCUGCCCAGAGGUAAAUUACAACCUCUUCCCGUUCCACAGCGGCCGUGGUCACACCUAUCGGUGGACUUUGUUACGGAUCUUCCUCCGUCUCAGGGUAACACCACGAUCCUGGUCGUUGUGGAUCGGUUUUCUAUGUCCUGUCGUCUCAUUCCUUUGCCUGGUCUCCCUACUGCCCUACAGACCGCAGAGGCCCUGUUUACACACGUCUUCCGGCACUACGGGGUGCCUGAGGAUAUAGUGUCUGAUCGGGGUACCCAGUUCACGUCGAGGGUCUGGAAGGCGUUUAUGGACCAUCUGGGGGUCUUGGUCAACCUGACCUCAGGUUUUCACCCCGAGAGUAAUGAGCAGGAUGAGAGAGUAAACCAGGAUGUGGGUAGGUUUCUGAGGUCGUAUUGCCAGGACCGGCAGGGGGAUUGGUCAGUUUACAUCCCCUGGGCAGAGAUGGCACAAAAUUCCCUCCGCCACUCCUCCACUGACCUGUCUCCUUUUCAGUGUGUACUAGGUUACCAGCCGGUCCUGGCACCGUGGCAUCAGAGCCAGAUCGAGGUUCCUGCGGUGGAUGAAUGGUUUCGGCGCUCGGAGGAACGCUGCCCAUGUAUGCCUGCAAAGGGCGAUUAGGAGACAGAAGGCGAGUGCCGACCACCACCGCAGUGAGGCUCCGGUUUAUGCACCGGGGGACCGGGUCUGGCUCUCGACCCGAAACCUGCCCCUUCGCCUGCCCUGCCGGAAGCUGGGUCGGUGGUUUGUGGGGCCCUUUAAAGUUCUGAGGAGGUUGAACGAGGUUUGUUAUAGGUUACAGCUCCCCCCUGAUUACCGUAUUAACCCCUCGUUCCAUGUGUCUCUCCUCAGGCCGGUGGUAGCUGGUCCGCUCCAGGAGUCCGAGGUGCGGGAGGUUCCUCCGCCCCCAUUGGACACUGAGGGGGCACCAGCGUACUCGGUCCGUUCCAUCAUGGAUUCGAGGCGUCGGGUUGGAGGCCUGCAGUAUCUCGUGGAGUGGGAGGGGUACGGUCCGGAGGAACGGAGCUGGGUUCCCAGGAGGGACAUCCUCAAUCCCUCCUUGUUAAGGGAGUUCCAUCGUCGUCAUCCGACUCACCCUGCUCCGCGUCCUCCUGGCCGUCCCCGAGGCCGGUGUCGACGCACGGCUGGAGCCGCGCGUCAGGGGGGGGGGGGGUACUGUCACGGAUACGGCCGUGGCUGCCCCUCCUCCUCGCUCGGGCAGGCUUCAGCGGUCGUCGUCACCGGAGUACUAGCUGCCACCGAUCGAUGUUUCUGUGUCUCACUAGUUCUGUCUUUAUAUUUCACACCUGUUACUCAUUAGGCUUAUUAGUUUCCCUAUAUUACUUCUGUUUUCCCUCCUGGGUGUGUGCGUGAUUGUUCUUUGUUACGUCGUCUGUUGAGCUGUUGUUUUGCUCUUCCCUGCGUGGAGGGUUUGCUAUGGUUUACUUUGAGUCUAGUAAAGCCAUUUAUCUCUCAGUUCUGUGUCCUGCGCCUGAUUCCAUUUCCCCACUUCACCGAGACGCUGACACUGUACCCCACACAUACAAUUAUAUUUAAGUUCCCUCAGUCGAGCAGUGAAUUUCAAACACAGAUUCAACCACAAAGACCAGGGAGGUUUUCCAAUGCCUCGCAAAUAAGGGUAGAUGGGUCAAAAAUAAAAAAGCAGACAUUGAAUAUCCCUUUGAGCAUGGUGAAGUUAUUUAUUACACUUUGGAUGGUGUAUCAAUCCACCCAGUCACUGCAAAGAUACAGUUGUCCUUCCUAACACAGUUGCUGGAGAGGAAGAAAACCGCUCAGGGAUGAGGCCAAUAAUUACUUUAAAACAGUUACAGAGUUUAAUGGCUGUGAUAGGAGAAAACUGAGGAUGGAUCAACACCAUUGUAGUUACUCCACAAUACUAACCUAAUUAACAGAGUGAAAAGAAGGAAGCCUGUACAGAAUGAAAAUAUUCCAAAACAUGCAUCCUGUUUGCAACAAGGCACUAAAGUAAUACUGCAAAAAAUGUGGCAAAGCAAUUAACUUUUGGUCCUUAUUACAAAGUGUUAUGUUUGGUGCAAAUCCAAUACAGUACAUUACUCAGUACCACUCUCCAUAUUUUUUAGCAUAGUGAUGGUUGCAUCAUGUUAUGGGUAUGCUUGUAAUCAUUAAGGACUGGGGAGUUUUUCAGGAUAAAAAAGAAACGGAAUGGAGCUAAGCACAGGCAAAAUCCUAGAGGAAAACCUGGUUCAGUCUGCUUCCCACCAGACACUGGGAGACAAAUUCACCUUUCAACAAUAACCUAAAACACAAGGUUGCUUAUCAAGACGACAUUGAAUGUUCCUGAGUGGCCUAGUUAAAGCUUUGACAAAUUGGCUUGAAAAUGUAUGUCAAGACUUGAAAUGGCUGUCUAACAAUGAUCAACAACCAACUUGACAGAGCUUGAAGAAUUUUUUAAAUAAUAAUAUUGUACAAUCCAGGUGUGCAAAACUCUUAGAGACUUACCCAGAAAGAUUCACUGCUGUAAUCGCAGCCAAAGGUGAUUCUAACAUGUAUUGACUCAGGGGUGUGAAUACUUAUGUAAAUGAGAUAUUUCUGUAUUUCAUUCUCAAUACAUUUUGCAAAAAAAAUUGAAACAUGUUUUCACUUCGUUUCUGAAGGCACUGUAUGUUGGAUUUUUUUUUAUCAAAAUGGGAGACAAAUUGAGUGUGUUGUGUUUUAGAGAGUCUGACUGGUGUCUGAUGUGCUUACAAUACGAUAAAAAGAAUAGGAACAUUGUGUAAAACACACAGUAAAAUGCCAAUGUUGUUAGUGUUGAUUUUCUUUGGAUAGGACUGACCUGAAGAAAACGUCAACCAAGAGAAAAUGUACACAGAACUGCCAAAAUAAAGGAACACCAACAAGAAGUAUCUUAAUAGGGUGUUGGUCCACCACUGGCCGCCAAAACAGCUUUAAUGUGCCUUGGCUUAGAUUUUACAAGUGUCUGGAACUCUAUUAGAGGGAUGCGACACCAUUCUUCCACGACAAAUUCCAUAAUUUGGUGUUUUGUUGAUGGUGCUGGAAAACUCUGUCUCAGGCACCGCUCCAGAAUCUCCCAUAAGUGUUCAAUUAGGUUGAGAUCUAGUGACUUAGACGGCCAUGGCAUAUGGUUUUAUAUCUGUUUUAUGCUCAUCCAACCAUUCAGUGACCACUUGUGCCCUGUGGAUGAUGGCCGGGGGCCUUGUCCAUCCCAUGGGUCACCAAAUACAUGGGCUGCCAGAUCAAUUUAACUGUAUUUGUUACGAACUGCAAUUCAUUAUCGGACCAAACCCCUUUAAACAAUGCUUACAAAUUGAUGUCCUCAUUGUAUAAGUAGUUUCCAUUUUUGUGGCUUAACUGACCUAAAACAUCUACCAGAUUGCGAGCAAAAAAAAGGACAAAUAAAGUACCCAAAUCAUUUUAAGGGAGAGAAUGACUGCGUUUCCCCCCGUGUCCAGAUACGGUAACAGAAGGACUUCGAUGGACUCUUUUGAAAAAUGACAGGUUCUGUGAGGAUGUUGGAUUUUGACACAGUGGCCAGAUGUGGUCCCUAAGAACUUCCGGUGGAUAAAUAAAAUGGUUGAGUAAAGGAAGGGAAGUUUAGUGUGAUUGUUAGGAUAGGAUGACUGAAGAUGGUGAAGAGGAUAAGUAACAAAAGAUAGUGAAAAAACAAAGAACUAAAAAAGUUGAAGGGGACAAGGCGCCACCUUGUGAUGCUUGUUUCAGCAGGAACCUAGGAAGGAUGGCCAUUUCCACGACAAAUUGCCCUAAGUGUGAUGUGGAAGUCUCAGGCACGUUUAAUAACCCAAGGUCAUGUUGAAGGAUUAGAGCAGGACAGAACUGUAUCCUCCCUCAUGGUACCUUGUCCCCGAGGGGCAUGAUCCUGGGCAUAGCCUGGAGGCAAUCGGGUAAAGAAUUAAGAUAGAUAGUUUCUUCUAAUCCACCACACCUGUACCUGUUUAAACUGUGUCCCAUUUCUCAGGUCAUAUUUGGUACUGAUACUGCCCGGUCGGAUGAUUGGCUAUGACACAAAAGGCUACAAAAAGUAUAAAUCAUGAUUAUAGAAAUCAUUCUUUCCCCUCCCUCCAAGUACCAGCUCUAUGGACCUCCCCGUUAAAAAGAUUAAAUUACGCAUUCCCGGGCCCGUCACCAGACUGACGGUGUGGUGUUAAAUUUUAAAACCCGUUUUUUCCCGUCUCCUAAAGACAACUGGUGGCCUUUCACCCCUGGGAUUACGUCACCGCGUCUAAAAACAGCCGCUCGCCCUGAGUACCCCGAACCUCCCCUUUCCUUCCACCUAACUCCAGACCUCUCUCUCCUCCAGUGUUUCAGGGUUCGCCAGCCGACCUGACUUUCAAGGCGAGAUCCGCGACCGAAACGAUAGAGAGUCUCCUCCCCCUCCUCUUCGUUCUCUCUCACUAUCCUCCGCUCUUACUUCUAUCCUAUCCUUUCUAUCUCUCAUCCUACUCUCUCUCGUCUCUCUCUCUCUCUCUCUCUCUCUCUCUCUCUCUCUCUCUCUCUCGCUCUCUCGCUCUCUCUCUCUCUCUCUCUCUCACCUCUUCUCAACUAGUGUCAUUUUUUUUUUUUACCCCGUUUCUCCCCAAUUUCGAUCUUGUCUCAUCGCUGCCAACUGUCCAACGCGCUCAGGUCGUCCUCUGAAACAUGACCCGCCAAACCGAGCUUCUUAACACCCGCCCGCUUAACCCAGAAGCCAGCUGCACCAAUGUGUCGUAGGAAACACAGUUCAACUGACGACCGAAGUCAGCCUUCAGGCGCCCGGCCUGCCACAAGGAGUAGCUAGAGCGCGAUGAGCCAAGUAAAGCCCCCCCCCCGGCCAAACCAUCCCCUAACCCGGACGACGCUGGGCCAAUUGUGCGACGCCCUAUGGGACUCCCGAUCACGGCCGGUUGUGACACAACCUGGGAUCGAACCCGGAUCUGUAGUGACGCCUCAAGCACUGCGAUGCAGUGCCUUAGACCGCUGUGCCACUCGGGAGGCCAACUAGUGUGUUCUAGACUGUCUGUGUCUAUCUUGUUCUCACUCUUCUUUGUUUUUCUCCCUCUACCUCUCUAGCUUUCUUUCUCUCUCUCGCUCUCUUUCUCUCUCAAUUCAAUUCAAAGGGGUUUUAUUGGCAUGGGAAAUGUAUGUUUACAUUGCCAAAGCAAGUGAAAUAAACAAGAAACAAAACACACCUCUCUUCUCAAUGAAAGUGUAUUGCUCUGUGUCUCUGUUAAUGUGUAUGUGUGUGUACUCUGGUUAUAACAUUUGUCUUUGUCUCUGUCCCCUACUGUAGGUGAAUAAGCUGAAGAGAGAGCUCUCCCAGAUGAAACAGGAGCUCAUCUACAAAGAACAAGGCUUUGAAACCUUGCAGCAGUAAGUCCCCUUUUCAUAUUGAUCCCACACCUGUCUGUCACACACCUGCCUAUUAAACACACACACACACACACACACACACACACACACUUGUGUAUUGUAUGUUGCUCUGUAAAUGUUGUGAUUUUACAGCUUUAGUGUUAUGUGUCUGUUGGACUUGAUAGGGCCUGGGGGCGGUCGUAAAACAGUUUACAGAUGUAGGAUCUUAAUUUGAUUACUCUGUUGCAGGAGCACUUUCCUGCAAUGCAGGAAAUUUAAAACUACAAAAAUGGCCAUUAAUUAUAUUCCACAUAAUAAUUCACUAUUCCUGUUGCUGCAGGAUUAUUUUCCUGCUGUAGCAAACUGGCUCAAAUUAAGAUCCGACAUCUGUAGGAACCUCUGUACAGGAUUAUUCGAGAGAGCCGCUACAAUCUACUAAUAGGAAUUCACAUUCGUAGUGAGGGAGCGAAUGACCGUGAGAUAGGAGGUAAAGAGAGAGGGAGGGAGAGAAUGAGGGGGGGAAAGAGGGGUUGAUAGAAGGAGAGACAGAAUGUAAGAGGUGGGAGGGAGAAGGAGAAAGGGGGAUUGGGAGUAGACAGAGAGAUGAAGGGAGAGAAAGAAAGAGAGAGAGGGGUUAUGUUGCUCACAUGGCAGGCUCUGGAUUAAGCCCUGUCCGAAGCAGCCACUUUUUAUUACAAUAAUUGAAACAAUGAAGCAUUGUCGUUCACCCUCCACACACACACUCCAUCCGCUCAGGAGACACAUACAAUAAAGGAAGAGUGAAAAGGGGUCAGGAACACACACACACACACACACACACACACACACACACACACACACUGCACGUUAGGGAGGUCAGAAAUCAUGCAUGGCAGCUUAACAAAGGCUGCUUGUUAUGUAAUUUUAUCAUACUAUGCUGUUAGACAGAUCCUGAAGAAGACACAGUGAUGGCGAAACGUUGGUGGUUUCUUACCCAAUAAAUUACUGGGAGUUUAUAUAUAGAGUAUGUGUACUCUCUUUAUUUGUUUUUAUAGACAAACACUCACUCACAUCGCUCAACAAAAAGCUCGCUUGUGAGUUAGUGAAAAUGCUUGUAGCCGUACAGUAUAUCUGGACUUUAACACCCAUAUAGAUCAUUGGAGAUUCUGAUAUUUGUGAACAAAACUUUUCUCUCUUUGGACUCACUCAGUGUGACGUUUAUUUUACGUGUGUGUGCACUCCCUUUUGCAGGAUCGACCAAAAACUGUGUGGCGAGCAGAGUGGCUACCGUCUGAAGGAGGCCAAGGCCAUCGUGACGGAGCUCAAGUCUCUCCGCAAGGCCAUCAGCUCUGGAGAAAAGGAAAAACAGGACCUCAUGCAGGUACGUGUGUGUGUGAAUGCGUGUGUGUGUGAAUUAUUUUGGUCUGUGUGUGGGUUCCUACAGUGGCUUGCGAAAGUAUUCACCCCCCUUGGCAUUUUUCCUAUUUUGUUGCCUUACAACCUGGAAUUACACAGCAUGCCUACCACUUUGAAGAUGCAAAAUAUUUUUUGUUGUGAAACAAACAAGAAAUAAGACAAAAAAACUGAAAACUUGAGCGUGUAUAACUAUUCACCCCCCCAAAGUCAAUACUUUGUAGAGCCACCUUUUGUAGCAAUUACAGCUGCAAGUCUCUUGGGGUAUUUUAUCUACAAGCUUGGCACAUCUAGCCACUGGGAUUUUUGUCCAUUCUUCAAGGCAAAACUGCUCCAGCUCCUUCAAGUUGGAUGGGUUCCGCUGGUGUACAGCAAUCUUUAAGUCAUACCACAGAUUCUCAAUUGGAUUGAGGUCUGGGCUUUGACUAGGCCAUUCCAAGACAUUUAAAUGUUUCCCCUUAAACCACUCGAGUGUUGCUUUAGCAGUAUGCUUAGGGUCAUUGUCCUGCUGGAAGGUGAACCUCCGUCCCAGUCUCAAAUCUCUGGAAGACUGAAACAGGUUUCUCUCAAGAAUGUCCCUUUAUUUAGCGCCAUCCAUCAUUCCUUCAAUUCUGAUCAGUUUCCCAGUCCCUGCUGAUGAAAAACAUCCCCACAGCAUGAUGCUGCCACCACCAUGCUUCACUGUGGGGAUGGUGUUCUCGGGGUGAUGAGAGGUGUUUUCCUUGAUGGCCAAAAAGCUCAAUUUUAUUCUCAUCUGACCAGAGUACCUUCUUCCAUAUGUUUGGGGAGUCUCCCACAUGCCUUUUGGCGAACACCAAGCGUGUUUGCUUAUUUUUUUCUUUAAGCAAUGGCUUUUUUCUGGCCACUCUUCCGUAAAGCCCAGCUCUGUGGAGUGUACAGAUACUCCAAUCUCCGCUGUGGAGCUUUGCAGCUCCUUCAGGGUUAUCUUUGGUCUCUUUAAUAAUAAUAAUAAUAUGCCAUUUAGCAGACGCUUUUAUCCAAAGCGACUUACAGUCAUGCGUGCAUACAUUUUUGUGUAUGGGUGGUCCCGGGGAUCGAACCCACUACCUUGGCGUUACAAGCGCCGUGCUCUACCAGCUGAGCUACAACUUUGUUGCCUCUCUGAUUAGUGCCCUCCUUGCCUGGUCCGUGAGUUUUGGUGGGCGGCCCUCUCUUGGCAGGUUUGUUGUGGUGCCAUAUUCUUUCCAUCUUUUAAUAAUGUAUUUAAUGGUGCUCUGUGGGAUGUUCAAAGUUUUGGAUAUUUUUUUAUAACCCAACCCUGAUCUGUACUUCUCCACAACUUUGUCCCUGACCUGUUUGGAGAGCUCCUUGGUCUUCAUGGUGCUGCUUGCUUGGUGGUGCCCCUUGCUUAGUGGUGUUGCAGACUCUGGGGCCUUUCAGAACAGGUGUAUAUAUACUGAGAUCAUGUGACAGAUCAUGUGACACUUAGACUGCACACAGUUGGACUUUAUUUAGCUAAUUAUGUAACUUCUGAAGGUAAUUGGUUGCACCAGAUCUUAUUUAGGGGCUUCAUAGCAAAGGGGGUGAAUACAUAUGCACGCACCACUUUUUCGUUAUUACUUUUUUAGAAUUUUUGGAAACAAGUUAUUUUUUUAAUUUCACUUCACCAAUUUUGACUAUUCUGUGUAUGUCCAUUACAUGAAAUCCAAAUAAAAAUCCAUUUAAAUUACAGGUUGUAAUGCAACAAAAUGGGAAAAACGGCAAGGGGGAUGAAUACUUUUGCAAGGCACUGUAUAUCUGCUUUUGAGAGCUCCUGGCAAGGUCAUGUUCAUUAGGCACCAAACAGAAGGAAACGGACUGAAACAGGAAGGGACUGCCUGAACUUAUCAGAUUUAGAAAUGCUCAUUUUCAUUUUCCGUUUUGGUACGGCCUUUCAACCCUGAACUUCCCUCUAGACCCACCCCAUGUUCUCCUCUCUCUCCCAUAGUCUCUGGUUAAGUUAAAGGAGAGGUUCCACUCGGAACACAACAUGGGCCGUUCUGAACCGGACCUACGGAACCCAGUGGGCUCCAGACAGACGCUAGAAGCCGGCUCCCAGACAGACGUCUCUGGAGAGGUGAGCACCACUCUCUUUCUCUCCUCUAUUUCUCUCUCUCUCACUUUCUCUCCCCUUAUUCUCACACACAAGUUGGGCUCUCGAACUCUCUAUCUUCUCCCACUCUCACGCAACAAUUUGUGCCCACCCUCCCCCCUCUCUCUCUCUCUUGCCUUCUCUCCUCUCUCUCUCUCUCUCUUGUUUUCUCUCCUCUCUCUAUCUCUUUCUCUCUCUUUCCUUCCCUCCCAUGUCCCUCCUUUGUCUUAAUAAAAUGCCUGUGUGUUUCUGAGAGGAAUGUCCACCCGCCCCGCCUCUGUGUGCCUUCCCUAGCGGGACUGGAUUCCUCUGUACACACACACACACACACACACACACACACACACACACACACACACACACACACACACACACACACACUGGAUUCCUCUGGUUCCUGGGAGCAGAUGAUAGCUGCUAGGGGCCUGGCAGACUGGGCUCAGGGUUAGAGGUAGAGGCAAAGCUGCUUACUACACUGGGGCUUUUCUCUCUCCACACACACAAAGAGACACACACACACACACACAGAGCGAGACCUGCUCUCGGUCUCACCGAUGGAAUGCUAAAUGGAGGGAGGGAGAAGGGAGUGGGGAGGGAGAGGUGGGGGUCUCUCUAAUGAUAUUAAACCCAGUCACUUGAACUUGAAGCAGGUACAUGUGAUGUUUUUUGUUCACUCUCUCUCUCUCUCUCUCUCUCUUUCGCUCUCGCUCUCCCUCCGUUUCUCAGGCGGGUUUGAGGAGCAGGUCAUCCUUGGCUGAGAAGGUCAGACUUAGUCUCCAAUAUGAAGAGGCCAAAAGAAGGUAAUCUCUCUCUCCAGCUCUCUCUCUCUGUUUUUUUACUGCAGACAUUCCUUAUGUUAAUAUACAUAUCACCUGGCCACAGAACUGCAAGAGUAAACUCAACUCAAUAGAUAUGGAUUGAGGGCGCACUUGCCAGAAAGCCUGUUUUAACAUGGGCCUUAGAUCACUUUAGCAUGGGCUUUAGAUCACUUUAACAUGGGGCUUAGAUCACUUUAACAUGGGCCUUAGAUCACUUUAACAUGGGCCUUAGAGCACUUUAACAUGGGCCUUAGAGCACUUUAACAUGGGGCUUAGAUCACUUUAACAUGGGCCUUAGAUCACUUUAACAUGGGCCUUAGAUCACUUUAACAUGGGCCUUAGAGCACUUUAACAUGGGCCUUAGAUCACUUUAACAUGGGCCUUAGAGCACUUUAACAUGGGCCUUAGAUCACUUUAACAUGGGCCUUAGAUCACUUUAACAUGGGCCUUAGAUCACUUUAACAUGGGCCUUAGAGCACUUUAACAUGGGCCUUAGAGCACUUUAACAUGGGCCUUAGAGCACUUUAACAUGGGCCUUAGAUCACUUUAACAUGGGCCUUAGAUCACUUUAACAUGGGCGUUAAGUCCCUUCCGAUCUGACUUCAGAUCAGAGCAAUUAAGGGCCCACGUCCAGCCAUUAAAUGGUUAUGCAUUAUCAGUCACAGGCUGUGACUUGGACGACUGUCAGUUUCACACAUUAGCGAUGUAAUCUGUGACAAUGGUGGGCAGUUUUAGGCUCAGUGAGUAAAACGCAGGUAAAACCCUCCCCUUAUGGACGAUAAUCCCUGACAUUUAGGCUUUGAAACGUUUUCUAAUCCGCCGGUAUAGAACAGGUGUUUCUACAGAGAGCCAGCAGUAGAGUGUGGCAGCAUGACAACUUCCUUGUUAUCCCCUGGGCUUGCUGCUGGCUUUAGACCCAUAGGAGUGUUUGUGCCAGGAGGAAGGCGUUCAAGUCAAGUAUUUUCACUGUAUUCCCGUAUGAGCGCAUGUGUGUUUUAUAGAUGCGUUGAAAAACACUACAUGGCCAGAAGUAUGUGGACACCUGAACAUCUCAUUCCAGAAUCAUGGGCAUUAAUAUGGAGUUGGUCCCACCUUUGCUGCUAUAACAGCCUCCACUCUUCUGGGAAGGCUUUCCACUAGAUGUUGGAAUAUUGCUGCGGGGACUUGCUUCCAUUCAGCCACGAGCAUUAGUGAGGUCGGGCACUGAUGUUGGGCGAUUAGGCCUGGCUCACAGUUGGCGUUCCAAUUCAUCCCAAAGGCGUUCGAUGGGGUUGAGGGAUGGGGUUGAGGUCAGGGCUUUGUGCAGGCCAGUCAAGUUGUGCUCGAUUUUAUACACCUGUCAACAACUGGUGUGGCUGAAAUAGCCGAAUCCGCUAAUUUGAAGGGUUGUCCACAUACUUUUGGCGAUGUAGUGUAUAUAGCGUCCCUACUUUCUGUUUCUGUUUCCCUCCUUCCUUCCCCCAGUAUGGCCAACGUGCAGGUGGAGCUGGCCAAGCUGGAGAGCGAGGCGUGGCCGGGGGCGGUGGACGUGGAGCGGGAACGUCUCCUCCUCGUCUCGGAGAAGGAGGAGCUCCUCAAGGAGCUGCAGUUCGUAUCGCCACGACGACGCACCCCGCAGGAUCUCCAACGUCUGGAGGCCCAGAGGCUGCAGCUGGAGCAGGAGCUGCAGGCCGUCAGGAACACCCCUAGCCACGCCCUGGCCCAGAGGUGAGACACACCCCUAACACUAUCCCCGGCACCUUCCCUUUAAAAACCUGGUGGUGGCUCGCAGCUAGUCGUUGCCGUACAGUUCCAGAAGUUUAGACAUAGAGAACUCUAAAAAGAUAAGUGAAGUCCCCACUACUACUCAGUCAGACGUUGGCGAUACCUGAGGCUGUGUCUAUGUAGUGUUUCUGUUUGAGUUCCCCAUUGACGUCCAUCAGAUAACAAACAAAUUGAUUUUCCCACCCACGCGGUUACAGCCUUUUGUUUUCCUAAUGAACGACACAAACGUUCCAAAGGGUAAACACUGUAAGGUGCCUUUAAUUACCGUUCAUUAGCAUACCAAUUGUUACUCACACACACACUGAACACACACACACUGUGUGGUAAUUGUCUUGUUUUGGAAGCAGACUGUGUCGCUGAAACAUUGCGUCACAUUAGUAGGCAGAGCGACAGCCGUAAUUGGAAACAUGACGCUUGUAGGGGUUGUAAUUGUAAUUACAUAUUGUCACAGACACACACACACUACACACACCACACACACAUUGACUUCAUUUGAAAAAGCCCUAUAAUUGUGUCUUGAGCUAAUUAGGCUCUGUGUAAUUGCUCGAUAAAUGAAGACAGUAAUUAAGGUUAGUGUUCUGGAAGCUUUGUUAGCAGAACAGAGGAGAGGGAAUUCCUACCAGAGGAAAGGGGGCAUGUUGUCUAUUUAGCAUUUAUUUGACCAAGAAAUCUCAUUGAGGUCAGAAGAACUCUUUCUCAAAGGAGACCUAGAUACAGUGCAUUCGGAAAGUGUUCAGACCCCUUGACUUUUUCCACAGUUUGUUACGUUACUGCCUUAUUCUAAAAAUUGAUUUUUUUUUUAACCCAUCAAUCUACGCACUACCCCAUAAUGACAAAGUGAAAACAGGUUUUUAGAAUGUUUUGCAAAUGUAUUAAAAAUUUAAAACAGAAAUACCUUAUUUACAUAAGUAUUCAGACCCUUUGCUAUGAGACUCAAAAUUGAUCUCAGGUGCAUUCUGUUUCCAUUGAUUAUCCUUGAGAUGUUUCUACAACUUGAUUGGAGUCCACCUGUGGUAAAUUCAAUUGAUUGGACAUGAUUUGGAAAGGCACACACCUGUCUAUAUAAGGUCCCACAGUUGACAGUGCAUGUCAGAGCAAAAACCAAGCCAUGAGGUCGAAGGAAUUGUCCGUAGAGCUCCGAGACAGGAUUGUGUCGAGGCACAGAUCUUAGAACGGGUACCAAAAAAAUUCUGCAGCAUUGAAGGUCCCGAAGAACACCAUGGCCUCCAUUAUUCUUAAAUGGAAGAAGUUUGGAACCACAAAGACUCUUCCUAGAGCUGGCCGCCCGGCCAAACUGAGCAAUCGGAGGAGAAGGGACUUGGUCAGGAAGGUGCGAAGAACCCGAUGGUCACUCUGACAGAGCUCCAGAGAUCCUCUGUCGCGAUGGGAGAGCAUUCCAGAAGGACAACCAUCUCUGCAGCACUCCACUAAUCAGGCCUUUAUGGUAGAGUGGUCAGACGGAAGCCACUCCUCAGUAAAAGGCACAUGACAGCUCGCUUGGAGUUUGCCAAAAGGCACCAAAAGGACUCUCAGACCAUGAGAAACAAGAUUCUCUGGACUGAUGAAACCAAGAUUGAACUCUUUGAGCUGAAUGCCAAGCGUCACAUCUGGAGGAAACCUGGCACCAUCCCUACGUACAGUGAAGCAUGGUGGUGGCAGCAUCAUGCUGUGGGGAUGUUUUUCAGCGGUAGGGACUGGGAGACUAGUCAGGAUUGAGGGAAAGAUGAACGGAGCAAAGUACAGAGAGAUCCUUGUUGAAAACCUGCUCCAGAGCACUCAGGACUUCAGAUUGGGGUGAAGGUUCAUCUUCCAACAGGACAACGACACUAAUCACACAGCCAAGACAACGCUGUAGUGGCUUUGGGACACGUCUCUGAAUGUCCUUGAGUGGCCCAGCUAGAGCCCGGACUUGAACCCAAUCGAACAUCUCUGGAGAGACCUGAAAAUAGCUGUGCAGCGACGCUCCCCAUCCAACCUGACAGAGCAUGAGAGGAUCUGCAGAGAAGAAUGGGAGAAACUCCCCAAAUAUAGGUGUGCCAAGCUUGUAGCGUCAUACCCAAGAAGACUCGAGGCUGUAAUCGCGGCCAAAGGUACUGAGUAAAGGGUCUGAAUACUUAUGUAAAUGUCAUAUUUCAGUUUAUUUAUUUUAUUUAUUUCUAAAAACCUGUUUUUGCUUUGUCAUUAUGGGAUAUUGUGUGUAGAUUGAUGAAAACAAUUUAAUCAAUUUUAGAAUAAGGCUGUAACUUAACAAAAUGUGGAAAGGUCAAGGGGUCUGAAUAUUUUCAGAAUGCACUGUAUCUGUUCUGUCCCACACAUAGAUAUGUUGUACUAAUAAUGAUUUGUCUCUCUAGGUUGAAGGUGCAGGAGAGGAGACGAGUCCUGGUUCAGAGACUGGAGGAAUCAACCAGACUGACCACACUGCUCCACUCUCAGCUCAAGAGGUGUGUGUGUGUGUGUGUGUGUGUGUGUGUGUGUGUGUGUGUGCACUUCAUGCAUGUAUACCUAUACACAAAUACACUCUUGCCCUAAGGCUGCGGUUACACAGGCAAUCACUUCUUCUUCCCACUUCUUCCCCCCAAUUCUGAUUUUUUUCCACGAAUUGGUCUUUUGACAAAUCAUAUCAGAUCUGAUUUGAAAAGAUUUGAUGUGAUUGGUCAAAAGUGGGAAGAAGUAUCAGAAUUGGGCUGCCUGUCUAAACGCAGCCGAAGUGUUCCUCCAAUACACAUAAACUCAUCAAAAAAAGAAACGUCCCUUUUUCAGGACCCUGUCUUUCAAAGAUAAUUCAUAAAAAUCCAAAUAACAAUACAGAUCUUCAUUGUAAAGGGUUUAAACACUGUUUCCCAUGCUUGUUCAAUGAACCAUAAAACAAUUAAUGAACAUGGACCUGUGGUACUGUCGUUAAGACACUAACAGCUUACAGACAGUAGGCAAUUAAGCUCACAGUAUUGACAAUUUAGGACACUAAAGAGGCCUUUCUACUGACUCUGAAAAACACCAAAAGAAAGAUGCCCAGGGUCCCUGCUCAUCUGCGUGAACGUGCCUUAGGCAUGCUGCAAGGAGGCAUGAGGACUGCAGAUGUGUCUGUACUGUGAGACGCCUAAGACAGCGCUACAGGAAGACAGGACGGAGAGCUGAUCGUCCUCGCAGUGGCAGACCACAUGUAACAACACCUGCACAGGAUCGGUACAUCCGAACAUCACACCUGCGGGACAGGUACAGGAUGGCAACAACAACUGCCCGAGUUACACCAGGAACGCUCAAUCCCUCCAUCAGUGCUCAGACUGUCCGCAAAAGGCUGAGAGAGGCUGGACUGAGGGCUUAUAGGCCUGUUGUAAAGCAGGUCCUCACCAGACAUCACCGGCAACAACGUUGCCUAUGGGCACAAACCCACCGUCGCUGGACCAGACAGGACUGGCAAAAAGUGCUCUUCACUGACGAGUCGCGGUUUUGUCUCACCAGGGGUGAUGGUCGGAUUCGCGUUUAUCGUCGAAGGAAUGAGCGUUACACCGAGGCCUGUACUCUGGAGCGGGAUCGAUUUGGAGGUGGAGGGUCCGUCAUGGUCUGGGGCGUUGUGUCACAGCAUCAUUGGACUGAGUUUGUUGUCAUUGCAGGCAAUCUCAACGCUUUGCGUUACAGGGAAGACAUCCUCCUCCCUCAUGUGGUACCCUUCCUGCAGGGUCAUCCUGACAUGACCCUCCAGCAUGACAAUGCCACCAGCCAUACUGCUCGUUCUGUGUGUGAUUUGCUGCAAGACAGGAAUGUCAGUGUUCUGCCAUGGCCAGCGAAGAGCCCGGAUUUCAAUCCCCUUGAGCACGUCUGGGACCUGUUGGAUUGGAGGGUGAGGGCUAUGGCCAUUCCCCCCAGAAAUGUCCGGGAACUUUCAGGUGCCUUGGUGGAAGAGUGGGGUAACAUAUCACAGCAAGAACUGGCAAAUCUGGUGCAGUCCAUGAGGAGGAGAUGCACUGCAGUACUUAAUGCAGCUGGUGGUCACACCAGAUAUUGAUCCCCCCUUUGUUCAGGGACACAUUAUUCAAUUUCUGUUAGUCACAUGUCUGUGGAACUUGUUCAGUUUAUGUCUCAGUUGUUGAAUCUUGUUAUGUUCAUACAAAUAUUUACACAUGUUAAGUUUGCAGAAAAUAAACGCAGUUGACAGUGAGAGGACGUUUCUUUUUUUGCUGAGUUUACAUACAGCUACAGUAAUUCAAGUAAUACGUUGCUGGUUGUUUGUUCAACGUGUGUGUUCUUUCCCUUACAGUUUGUCGGCCAGUACGCUGUCCGUCUCAUCAGGCAGCAGCCUGGGUUCUCUGGCCUCAAGCCGUGGAUCCCUCAACGCAUCCUCCUCCCGCGGCUCCCUCAAUUCCCUCUCCUCCGGAGACCUCUACUACACCCCUACAGAACCCCCCUCCCCCCUAGACCUGGACUACCAGUGCAAACUGGACCUGCUCCUCCAGGAGCCCCUGACCCCGUCUGGGAUAACCUACAGGCGGGGAGACCCCCCAGGAACUAUCACCACCAUCCACGAACACGAGGUGGAAAACACACACCCACUUCACACUCACACCGUCGGAACCGGUACCACCGACCUGGUCCCAUUAGCGCCGCUGGUUGCGGUGUCCUCGAAGCCGGCCGAGCCCUCCAAGUCGGUGACGUCGCUUUCCUCCAGGUCGUCGCUGUCUUCUCUCUCGCCGCCGGGCUCGCCGCUGGUGCUGGAGGGGGUCGGGGCGUUCCCGCCGGCGGGCCCACAGGACUUUGGGGACGGGGAUGUCGGUCUGGUGGUGUCGGACUUUGGCGGUCUCAGCCUGGGAUUCUACGACGGCCAGGGGAUGGGGAUGUUUGAGCCGGAGACGGGGGAGAGGGACAGAGGAGGGGAGGGGGGGAGGGAAGGGAGAGGGUCACUGGCUACCCUCAGAGAGAGUAUUACAGGUGAGACAUUUGCUCUGUUCAAAUUCUUCCUUUUUUGUGAACAAUGGUUUUUUAUUGGGUCACAAGGGCAAUACAAUCAUCAAAAUAAAGUAUGACACUUUCCCCCUUUUUUUUUUUUACUGACACACCCUCCCACCCCACCUAUUCCCAACAUACCCCUGGCGGCCCCACCCUAUCCCCAACCUUGGACAACCCAUAAUAUAUAAAAAAUAUAUAUAUAUAAAAAGGUUUUAAUCAAAUUAAAACAACACGCACUACACUGGAAUAUACACAGCAAAGUCAUUUGCUAAUACAACACCAUCAAGUAAACAUUUUACAUCACACACCUACAUCAUAUCCAACAGUUCAGAGAUUUCUGAGGUGGCUACUUUCCAUGUUUCCAAAGUGCUGGGACUGGCUUUAUUCAUAAGGGAAAUUCUCCCUUCCUCCCUUCAGUGGAAUUUAUCACUGAUUAGAAAAGCCUGGCGCUGCAUGGCGCAAUGCUGCCACCUAGUAACUCAAAAUGGAGCUGCACUGAAACACCACCGCUGCAUAAACUAGUACAGUGUUUCCUAACUCCAGUCCUCGAGUUCCCCGAACAUUACACAUUUGUAUUGUAGCCCCGAACAAACACUCUGCAUUCAACUCAAGGGCUUGAUGAUUAGUUAACAAGUUGAAUCAGGUGUGCUUGUCCAGAGUUACAGCAAAAAUGUGUGCUGGUGGAGGUGCUGGAGGACUGGAGUUGGGAAACGCUGAAUCACUCAUGCUGAGUUUGUAGGCUCCCAUCACAUCUAUGUCUCAUGCCUUGGAUGUGUCUCGUAGAUAUAUGAAAAUACUUUUUUUUGAUUAAUGAAUGAACCAAUGCUCAUUGACAACACGUUUCUUGUGUCCCCCGCGCAUAUCAACUCUGGUGUCUUGUUUCAGUUGUACUUCAUGUCUUUGUCUGUGUUACGUCUGUGUUGUUGUCAGACGUGGACCUCCAGAGGCCGGGGGAGGACAAGCCAGCCUGUGUGUCAGCAGCCGUGUCAGACGAGUCUGUGGCCGGGGACAGUGGGGUGUACGAGGCCUCUAAUAUCAAACGGUGGCUAACACUCACUUUCAGCUCUUUAUAUUCUUUCCAAUGAUCGCACACUGUCUCUUCAGCACUCUCCAUCUCUCCCUUCCCUUGCCUUUCAUCUUCAACCUCGUUCUCAACCUCUUCCCCACCUCUCCUUCCCUCUCUCCUUUAUCUUGAGGUGCUGCUCUUCCCAAUAGUGUUGGUCCACUCAAAGGGUCAUGGUGGCUCUUUUAACCUCCCCUCCUCUCUUUCCAAACCACAAGACCUCAGUUAAAACAGACCACCAAACUGAAGGCUCCUCAACUCACCAAACACACACACAAUUAGCUUCGUCUCACGUGUAUCACAGUUGGAGACGAACGCUAAAUCUGAUCUUUAAUGACUGAAUGGAAGGAACCCUGUCUGUGUUCCUUUGUGUUUGUCAAAAGUGAGAGAUGUUUGAGAUGCAGACACACAGAGUGCUGUUGCCCAGUUGUUUCUUCCUAAUUAGAGUGCAUGGGCUCGGUUGCCCAGUUUGGCUGUUCGUAAUUAGAAUGGCCUCAUUGAUGUUUGUUUUUCCCACUAAAACUGCUCCUAUGGUCAAACUCUUUCAUCAUCUCUUGCCCCCUAAAGAGAUAGUUUGAUGAUGAUCCCUUCAACCAGUGUGGUGUGGACUCUAUCUGUCUCUCUCAGCUAGCUUUCUCCCUCCCUCCUUUCCUCGCUCCCCUUUUCUGUCUUUCUUUCUUUCUUUCUUUCUUGCUCUCUGUCUCUGCUUGCUCUUUUUUUAUAUAUAUUUUUUCUUUCUUUCUUUAUUCUCCUCCCGUCCUCCCUUGCUCUCCCCUUGGUUUGAUUUAAUUAGACAAUGAGCCAAGGACACCCUUUCCACUCUCUCUCUCUCCUCUGCUCCCUCCUGUCUCUCUCCUCUGCUCCCUCCUGUCUCUCUCCUCUACUCCCUCCUGUCUCUCUCCUCUACUCCCUCCUGUCUCUCUCCUCUACUCCCUCCUGUCUCUCUCCUCUGCUCCCUCCUGUCUCUCUCCUCUACUCCCUCCUGUCUCUCUCCUCUACUCCCUCCUGUCUCUCUCCUCUGCUCCCUCCUGUCUCUCUCCUCUGCUCCCUCCUGUCUGUCUCCUCUGCUCCCUCCUGUCUCUCUCCUAUUCUCCCUCCUGUCUCUCUCCUCUGCUCCCUCCUGUCUCUCUCCUCUGCUCCCUCCUGUCUCUCUCCUCUGCUCCCUCCUGUCUCUCUCCUCUGCUCCCUCCUGUCUCUCUCCUCUGCUCCCUCCUGUCUCUCUCCUCUGCUCCCUCCUGUCUCUCUCCUCUGCUCCGCCUCUGUUCUCUGUUUUAUAUUCCAGACUUUCUUUUCAAUUGGUAAUAAUGAAAAAACGUUUAAAUAAAUGAAAAAACUGCUGUGUGUGUUUGUAGGUCGAUGGAGGCUGAUGAACCAGCGGUGUACCUGGAGGAUGAGCCUGCCCUUCCUGAGUCUGCCCAGGUCCAGAUAGGGCUGAAGUAAGAGUACACACACACACACACAUUAAACUACACAAUGUCUAUUACUCCAUCCUACACUGCUGUCGGACAAAUGAAAGAUUGUGUUGUUGUUUACAGAUAUGAUGCUGCCAACUCCAGUUUUGUCAUGGUGAUCAUGCAGCUGCAAAACCCUGCUGCCCUGUCAGUCCCCUCCACUACCAGAGUGUGAGUAUUCAUCCAUGCAUUAAUUCUUCCAUUCACUCAUUCAUCAAUGUAUUCAUUCAUUCAUUCCUUCUUUCCUUUCAUUCAUUCGUAUAUCCGUGUGUACUAACUAGACUCUGUCAGUAUUGAGUUUACACAGACAGCAUCGCGGUAUGUUACAGACAAUGUUGACUUUGAGAGUGCUGCUGUGCUCACCCUGUCAGUGUUGAGUUGACUUGGCACCUGGAGGUGUUAGGGUUGUUCUGGGGACGUGUGUCAAUGUUGAAUCUAGAGAGCUUAAUACUGGGCUGGUGUGAUGUCCUCUCUCUCUCUCACACACACACACACACACACACACACACAGUCUUGUACAGCUAACCUUGUGGGGACACACAAUUCAGUCCCAUUCAAAAUCCUAUUUUCCUUAAACCCUAAACCUAACCCUAACCCGUACUCUUACCAUAACCCUAAUCGUAACCUUAACCCAAAAACCUAACCCUGAACCUUAGCUCCUAACCCUAACCCAUAACGUAAUUCUAACCCUAAACCCCACAGAAAUAGCAUUUGACCUCCAAUUUUUGUUAGUUUACUAUUCUUGUGGGGACUUCUGUUCCCCACAAGAAUAGUUAAACACGUCCACACACACACACACUCUCUCUCUCUCUCUGUCUCUGUCUCUCGCUCUCUCUCGCUCUCUCUCAGAGAGAAGUAUGAGACUGAAUGGGAGGAGAGGCGGGACAGCCUCAAACACACACCUCUCUGUGAAACACAAACUCUCUCUCACACACGCUGCAUCCAAAUACUACCACUGCACCGUCGAGAGCAUCCUGACUCAACUCUGGACUUCGAAGCCAGUUCCACUGCAUUUUUCAUUGUUCCCCUUUAAUCAGGGACUGAUUUAGACCUGGGACACCAGGUGUUUUGCAAUUAAUUAUUAGGUAGAACAGAAAACCAGCAGGCUCCGGACCUCGAAGGGUAAGAGUUGAAUAUCCCUAGUGUAUACCAUAUGUAUCCCGUACAUACGACUAAAUAAAGCUUGAAACACACACACACACACUUGCCCUUACAUCACACAGGUGUGUCUUGUCUACUCUCUGCAGGGGUGGGUGGGCUCUGUCGUUGUAUUAUUUAUUGAGACCCCUCGCGGCUAUCUCUCCCGCCAGCAGACCCUUUUCGUGUUUCUUUUAUGGCCGACAGAAAUGAAAAAUGAAGUUAAUCCAUCCUCUCAUGUUCCCAGGCUUGAAAAGACAUUCGUGUCCAAUCGAACAGCGGGGAAACGCCUUUGAAUCCCUCACACAACAUUCAGCUGAAAUAUGUCCCAAAAAAUAUGAUAAAACUUAGCAGGGGGUAGCUAGGCGUUUUAAGUCUUUGUUUUUUUUCUUCUUUUUUUUCUUUUCUUUUUUCUUUCUUCAACCAAACUUCCUUCAUGUUAUUAUCAUUCAACUCAUUUGAGUGAAAAUUUGGGCUCCUUUGUAGUUUGUGAAAUAUGCAUAUUUGGAUGAGUCUGCUAUAUGGGGGUUUGUUUGUGGGUGAGAGGAGAGGAGUCUUGCAGAGAGGGUUUUUCUGGGAAGUGUUUGAGUCAGUGUUAACUGGAGUAGAGAAAUCCUCAAAGAUUGUUGAAGCCUCUGGCCAGAAGCUACAGAACAGCAGGCAGAAAGAGAUGAGAAAACGCCCCAGAACAUAUCUCAAUAACACAAGACACCAGAGUUAACCAGCCUUUAUCCCAAACACUCCCCAGGCCACAUGAACUUUUACAACCUACUGCCUCUGUCUCCACAUAAACUCUGAGUUUAGGAAUAUUAUGUUGUUAUUGGACGACAUGACCUCAACAUUUAUAUGUCUUCUUCUGGAACUCGAAGUUGCUUAUGAAAAUGUCUCGUUUUCUGCUGAAAGCCUGAAGCACAUGUUAAAUCUAGAAUUGGGUUCCUAUUUCGCAACAAAGCCUCCUUCACUCAUGCUGCCAAACAUGCCCUCGUUAAACGGACUAUCCUACCGAUCCUUGACUUCGGCGAUGUCAUUUACAAAAUAGCCUCCAACACUCUACUCAGCAAAUUGGAUUUAGUCUAUCACAGUGCCAUCCGUUUUGUCACCAAAGCCCCAUAUACUACCCACCACUGUGACCUGUACGCUCUUGUUGGCUGGUCCUCACUACAUAUUAAUCGCCAAACCCACUGGCUCCAGGUCAUCUAUAAAUCACUGCUAGGCAAAUCCCCGCCUUAUCUUAGCUCAUUGGUCACCAUAGCAACACCCACCUGUAGUAUGCGCUCCAGCAGGUAUAUCUCACUGGUCAUCCCCAAAGCCAACACCUCCUUUGGCCGCCAUUCCUUCCAGUUCUCUGCUGCCAAUGACUGGAACGAACUGCAAAAAUCUCUGAAGCUGGAGACUCUUAUCUCCCUCACUAACUUUAAGCAUCAGUUGUCAGAGCACCUUACCAAUCACUGCACCUGUACACAGCCCAUCUGAAAUUAGCCCACCCAACUACCUCAUCCCCAUAUUGUUAUUUAUUUUGCUCAUUUGCACCCCAGUAUCUCUAUUUGCACAUCAUCUCUUGCACAUCUAUCAUUCCAGUGUUAAUACUAAAUUGUCAUUAUUUUGCACUAUGGCCUAUGUAUUGCCUUACCUCCAUAACCUGAUACAUUUGCACACACUGUAUAUAUAUUUUCUGUUGUAUUUUUGACUUUAUGUUUUGUUUACUCCAUAUGUAACUCUGUGUUGUUGUUUUUUAUCGCACUGCUUUGCUUUAUCUUGGCCAGGUCGCAGUUGUAAAUGAGAACUUGUUCUCAACUGGUUUACCAGGUUAAAUAAAGGUGAACAAAAAAAAAAAUAUGUAUUUGUAUAACUCUCUUUUCUCUCUUCCUCCCCACCCUCCCCCAACAGAUACAUCCGGGUGGCGCUCCUCCCGUCUUCCAGUGACAUCAGCAGUCUGUUCAGGACCCGUGUGGUGCCCGUGGCGCUGCCUGACAGCGUGACGUUCAACGAGGUGUUCAGGGCGGCCGCGCCGCACAGCGUCCUCCGGCACAAGACGCUCCGCAUCGACGCCUGCACCGUGGGCCCCGGACGCACCGAGGACUGCCUGGUACAUACACAAUGCACAGCACAAACACACUUACCAACAGCCUUUGUUGCACCUACCAACACUCAGUUAACUAAAUACAGAUAUCGAGCUAAUACUACACCCCCACUGUAGAAUUACCGCACAACAACAUAUUGCUUGCUUAUAACAACGUCAACCAUUACUACUGGGACAGGGCAAAGGAUGUGACCAGAGAUGGGCGGACGAACUGACAGACACUUUCUCACAAACACUAUUUUUGUCAUUAUCUUUCUCCUGUCACCCCCCCUCCCUCUCUCUCUCUCUCUCUCUCUCUCUCACUCACUCUCACUAGGCUGGAGCCCAUGUGAGUCUGGCAGAGCUGCCAGUGAGUGGGGAUAUGACCAGUGUGUGGUACAACCUGUUGACCAGUGAGAGGACCAGAGAGACAGAGGAGGCCAGCCAGGAGAGACCCGGCCCUGGGCCAGAGCAGCACACUGCAGGACCCGUAGAUAUGGUGAGUCCUCCUCCACCACUUCAGACCACUUGACUCUGCCUGUCUCAGUCUAUAUGUUUCUGGAUAUGUCCACUUCACUUUGAUUGGAGAUCAGUUGGAAUUCACUGCUGCAUGCAGGUUAUAUUAUACAGAACAUGCAUUAUAUUCUAAUGAAGGAGAAAUGACUAGUGGAGGCCUCAAUCUACGCAGUCACCAAUAGCUGUAUCAACCGCAGAUGGCAGCACACGAAAGUCAAAUGGAAAGUUAUAAAAUGUAAAUGAUUGUGUUUUUUUGUUGUUGUAAUUUUACACCUUUUUCUCCCCAAUUUCGUGAUAUCCAAUUGGUAGUACGAUCUUGUCUUUUCGCUGCAACUCCCCAAUGGGCUCGGGAGAAGCGAAGGUCGAGUAAUGCAUCCUCCGAAACAUGACCCGCAAAGCCGGUCUGCUUCUUAACACACUGCUCGCUAAACCCUGAAGCCUGACGACCGAAGUCAGCUUGCAGGCGCCCAGCCCGCCACAAGGAGUCGCUAGAGCACGAUAAGCAAAGGAAAGCCCCCCGGCCAAACCCUCCCCUAACCCGGGCGACGCUGAGCCAAUUGUGCGCCGACCUAUGGGGCUCCCGGGUCACGGCCGGGAUCGAACACCAGGCUGUAGUGGCGCCUCGUCAUAUAUUGUGUUGUGUGUAUGUUGUCAGGACGCGGUGUCGGCCCUGCUGCAGAGGACCUCCAGUGAGUUGGAGGCAGUGGAACAAGAGCUGGCCUUGGAGGAGAAGGAGAGAGUGAGCCAGAUGGACAUGGACGGACACCAAUGGUACUGACACACUGUCCCUCACAACCUACUCUUUACUACCAUUACAAACAACAUUAGUCUCAAUACACACACAUAUCACAGGUGGAGAGGCAGAGCCAACUGGACAUGGACAGAGACCAAUGGUACUGACACGCACAGAUGACACUUUAUAACCAUUACAAACACCUUUUGACUUGGUGGGAGAUCUGUCGACGUGCCCUUGGGUAGGGUGCUUGACCCUGGUUGCUCCUGUGGGUUGCUCUGGACGGGAGACGUUUAGAUGACUGAAUGUGAUGUAAAUGUUGAGCGGCUUCACUGCUGGUAGAUUGUAUGUUUUAAAAUCAAUUAAUUCAAGACAUACACACAACAUGGCUACAUCAACAUUUUACUCAAACAUACCCCCUGGGUGAUAUUUUUCUCACUGUGAGCAAACACACCGUAACAUUUUUAAUAGACAGGUUGUAUUGCAUGUAACAAUAUGGCUGACCCCUGACCUCUCCUCUCAUGACAGGUUAAGCAUGCUGGGAGAGGACAGCGCUCAACUGGUCCUCGGACUGGAGGAGGAGGAAGAGGAGGAGGAAGAGGAGAGGAAAGAUUCUGUCAAGGCAGAGAAGAGGUUUGCUGGAUCUGGGCAGGCGUAUGGAGGAGAAGAGCGGGAGGAGUGUCGAGAAGAGCCAGCCAGAGAGGAAGAGGAGGAGAGGAGAUGUAAAGAGAGACUCCCUCAGGCAAAUGAAGGACCAACGCUGGUAAGCCGCGUGUGCUCUGACACACACACACACACACACACACACACACACACACACACACACACACCCGGCUGAAUGGAGAAAUCUAGCCUCGAGAGGUGUGUUUAAUGUGGAACCCAGAGCCCUUUAGAUCUAGACACACACACAUACAGUGAACCCAUUUUCUUGCCUUAGUUGCAUGUCUCUGUAGCUGUAGUAUACUCUAACCUUGUCCAGGUGGAUGCAGAGACGAACACAGAGAUGUGUGGUGUGGCGGUGAGGCCUAAAGACAGACCCAGUCUGGGACCAGGACCACGCAGCGCUCAGAGAGGCUUCGUACGGAACAGUAUGAUCAUGAGAUCUCAAACCUUCUCCCCCGGGGAGCGCAACCAGUACAUCUGCAGGGUGAGUGGGUUGUAUACACACACACACACACAUAUACACACGCCCACUGAAAUGUGUAAAUACUGCAUGAAUUUAGCCCUGACAAUAUUCACAUCUACAGCACACAGAGAGGGAAACAGUUCUUAGGACUCCAGUUGAAACCCCAGUUGGAACCCCAGUUGAAACCCCAGUUGGAACCCCAGUUGGAACCCCAGUUGGAACCCCAGUUGGAACCCCAGUUGAAACCCCAGUUGAAACCCCAGUUGGAACCCCAGUUGGAACCCCAGUUGGAACCCCAGUUGGAACCCCAGUUGGAACCCCAGUUGGAACCCCAGUUGGAACCCCAGUUGGAACCCCAGUUGGAACCCCAGUUGAAACCCCAGUUGAAACCCCAGUUGGAACCCCAGUUGGAACCCCAGUUGGAACCCAGUUGUGCAUGUAUCUCUAAAGUCAUGGAUAUAGAGGCAGCAGUGCCACUUUGUGGUUGAGACAUGGGGUGUCUGUUGGAAGAUGCCCAGGGGGUUGACUGCUCAAAUCAGACAGUCUGACACUAACACUACAGUAUCCUUCCUCUGUUGUAGAAUAAAAAUCGAUUUCCUGGGCGUUAAAAUGGCAACCGUGCCAAAUCCAGGGUCGGGUCGCACUUCAGAUAGAGGUGUCAUUUUUUAAAUACACGCUCACACACAGAAACACACACACACUCACACACCCCCAAUCCCAGACCAAAUACCAAACUACCACAGAGCUUUCACAGACUAACACUAGUGGAUGUUCCUGUUUCCCAUUCUUCCCUCUCUCUCUCUCCUUCUUCUUCCAGUUGAACCGGAGUGAUAGCGACAGCUCCACAUUAUCCAAAAAGUGCCCUUUUGUCCGGAACACCUCGGAGAGACGCAGCCUAAGGGUUAAGAGGGUGAGUAGAACAUUUAUCUCUUUAUCUUGCAUCCAGUUUCAGUUAACUUAAUGGUAGUGAUUUUGUCAAUAAAGGGGGACAUUUCCAUCAGGCAAAAGAGCACAGAUCUGUGCAAGAAAUACAAUGAAACUCGUUAUAACCUGAAGAGCAAUGCUGAGAAUGUUCUUCAACUAUGUGCAAUAUAAGGAAGCAACUAUUUAUGCAUUGCUCUUUCAUUCUCUCUCCCCCCUCCCUCAGACCUUGUGCCAGCCGGUGGUGGUGCGGAGGCGUGGUGGAGCCGGAGAGACCAACAGCCGGACCUCCCUGGACUUGGAGCUGGCCCUCCAGGCGUCGCGGACCCGUCAGAGCCGUCUGAACGACGAGCUCCAGGCCCUGAGGGACCUGAAGGCCCACCUGGAGGCCCUGAAGGCCCGGGGAGAGACGGAGCUGCCUGGAUCCGUGCUGCACGACCAGAGGUUUCACAGACUGCUGGAGCAGGCCGAGAGACAGGUAAGUGGCUGGAUAGACAUAUGAUAUAUACAGUAUGCACAUGCAUACACAUGGCUAAUUUCCUAGGCCAAGGCCACUCGACAUCACAAUGUUUUGGAAUGGUUUAAAUGGCACUCGGAUGGUUGGUGUAAGGGUACCCUGUACCCCCUUAUAUCCCUUCAGGCACUCUACCAUGCCAUGAUGCCAUCAGCCACUCUCACUAAUAGCAGCUAACGGCAGUUAAUGCCAGCCCUCUGGCCCCAGGUUUUCUCUCAGGCUUGAUUAGGCACUGAAGAGACUUAAUGGCUGUAUAAUCUGGUGCCGUUUGCUUUCACCUGAAGUGACCCUUUAAAAAGAAAUAAAACGUUGCCCAGGUCACAACUUGAAUUUGGCAUAAAGAAUGAAACAUUCAUUUGCAGAAUACACAUCAGUCGGAAGACACUGUAUCCUGCAUUUCAGAGGAACUGAAGGAAAAUACUUUCUUGCUCUCACUUUUAUGGAAUUCUCUCUCUCGAUUAAAUCAGUCUCUCUCAUUCAAUGAACACUUCCUCUGUCUCCGUCCCAGGCGGAGCAGUCUAAGGAGCAGCAGCGUCAGGAGCAGCGGGCUGAGAAGCUGAUGAGAAGGGCCUCCAAAGACGUGUGUCGGCUAAGAGAGCAGAGCCAGAAGGUCCCCCUGCAGGUCCAGUCUUUCAGGUGAGACAGACAGACAGACGGACGGACGGACGGACGGACGGACGGACGUCCGUCCAUUCGUCCAUUCGUACAGCCCCUAUGCCUUUAGGGACAGCUAUUUGACCAUAGGGUGUGAACUGUUUGUAUCUUGUCUCGCCAUCUUGGAUAACUGACCCUACUGGUCAUAUAAGCCGUGUUUAUACCUGCCGUUAACAUGCAUCCUUCGUCCUGAUCUUGUCUGUUUACAUUUAUAAGAUCUGAUCACAAUUAGAUCACAAUAUGUCAAAAAAUGUGGGCAUAUUCAGAAGAUAAUGUAAGAAGCAGGUAUAAACAGGGCUGUAGUCUCUGAACUUGUUAUGCUCCAUCCUGAUAGGCCUUGAUGGUCAGGUUACUGUAUAAGCACUUUGUGACAACUGCUGAUGUAAAAAGGGUUUUAUAAAUACAUUUGAUGGAUUGAUACCCAUUUCUUCUCUCUGCAGGGAGAAGAUGGCCUACUUCACACGAGCUAAGAUCAAUAUACCAUCCCUACCGGCUGAUGAUGUAUGAAUACAUAGUGAAACAAUGAAGUAUUUUAAUAGUGUAGUUACUUUGAAUGAAAACAAUCUAAUAGUUUGUACACUAUAGUUUAUGCAUUUGUAUAAUAAGUUGUAAUUGAAUACUAUCUUGUAAAAAAAAAAGAACCAAAAUAAUGGCUUUCUUAUAUCAGGAGAAACCCAAAAUAGAGUUGUUUUGGUACUUGUAUUCUGCUCGUGAUUUUUCUGUACAGUUUUAUAAUGUGUGUUGGAGAGUGGUGUGUGUGGGGGGGAGGAGAGUGUGUGUGUGUGUGUGUGUGUGUGUGUGAGAAUGUGUGUUUGUCACCCUCUGGUGUCCUGUGGUGGAACUGCACCACAGGGCAGGGUGCGGGGUAGAUUGAGAGUCUCAGUCCCAAAUCAACCCCUAUCCCCUACACUCUUAUGGAGAUCUAACAGGAUUGGAUAGGUGUAAGUCAUAUGGUAAUAACGCCACUUUGCCUUCUGCUAGUAUUUCUUACAUCCAUCCAAUCUUCUCUGAUCUCCACAGGUGUAUCGUGGGUAGGGGCUAGGGGUUGAUUUGGUAUUGGGCAUCAGUGUUAGCUAAGUGUGUGUGAGAGAGAGAAGGUGACCUACUACAGUAUAUCAUAUAUAAUGUCUUCUGUCCAAAGCUGGUGCUCUGCAAUUUUUUUCUCUCUCAUUCAGAACAAAACAAACAUAA